AUGCUUCGACGCUUGUCAGUUUCGGCAAUAGAACCCUUUAAAUUACAUCCUGAUUUCAAAUUCAAGUGUGGGGUGGAAAUACAUACUCAGUUGAAAACCAAGUACAAACUUUUCUCGUUAUCCCCCACAGGGUUCAAUGACAAUUGCAAUACAAAAGUAAGCUACUUUGAUCUUGGACUUCCGGGAACUCAACCCAAGUUGAACCCAGAGGCCUUGCAUCUAGCUCUUAAAGCAUGUGUGGCAUUGAAUAUGAAGAUUCAACCAUUUUCAAAAUUCGAUCGAAAGCAUUACUUCUACCCUGAUCAGCCAUUGGGUUAUCAAGUCACACAGCAUUUUCAUCCCUUGGCAAAUGACGGAGUUUUAGAGUUGAAUGAGUUUGACAAUGCUUCUGGGAAGAUUGAAAUAGAAACAGUACAAUUGGAACAAGACACGGGAAAAAAGUAUGGUGAUAUAAUAGACUAUAAUAGAGCUGGGACUCCAUUGAUUGAAGUUGUCACUAAGCCCGAUUUCAAAGAUAUAAACCAAGUAUAUGCUUUUAUAAAAAAGUACCAGUUAUUAGUGCGUCACCUAAACAUCUGCAGCGGAGAUUUGGAAACUGGAGCUAUACGGGUAGACGUCAAUAUUAGUGUCAACGAUAAUCCAAGAGUUGAAUUGAAAAAUUUGGGUACAACUGGCGACAUAGUAAGUGCUUUAAAGUAUGAAUACACUGAACAGGUGAAACGCCUACGUGCUGGUGAACGGAUAGUGCAGGAAACAAAAUCUUGGGAUGGGUAUGUUACAAAGGCAUCACGAAGCAAAGAGAAUGCAAUUGAUUAUAGGUACGUGCCUGACUCAGAGCUUCCUGGUAUACACUUGAGUCCUGAAAUAGGUGAUGAAAUAAGAGCUUCGAUGCCAGAAUAUCCUGAUCAACUUUUGUCACGUUUAACAUCUGAACCUUACAAUUUGCAAUUAGCGCACGCUAAAAAUUUGCUCAUAGAGCCCGAGAAUUUGCGCUUUUAUGAAACUUUCUUUGACAAGUUAAAUCAUCCAGAUGCAAAUAAAUGGAUGUUUCAGGAGCUCAUUACUGCAUUUGCCAAACUUGAUAAAGAAUUUGAUGUUAAUGUCAUUAGCCCAGAUACCUUGGUUGCAAUCGCCAGAUCCGAGUACUCAUUAGUCUCGAAGAGGCUAAUAUUGAGAUAUAUAGUUGAGAACCACGCCUCCCUAGAAAUGGCAAUCGCCAACUUGAAUUUGGCAUCAGACUCACAAGCUAUCAAUAUUGAUGAAUUGUGUCUGGAAAUUGUCAAGUCGAAUCUGGAUGUGGUAAAGAGAAUACAUGAUGGUCACAAGAAUGCGAUACAAGUUCUCGUUGGUAAAGCAAUAAAGGUUACAAGAGGCAAAGUGCACGCCAAGGUAAUCAAGGACACAUUUGAUAAACUCCUAUAA
Messenger RNA from Lodderomyces parapsilosis, 1422 nucleotides. RefSeq names its product glutamyl-tRNA(Gln) amidotransferase subunit. Bases 1 to 1422 code for a protein of 473 amino acids. Lineage: Eukaryota; Fungi; Ascomycota; Pichiomycetes; Serinales; Debaryomycetaceae. The record is from RefSeq and is a predicted model, not a curated record. Gene Ontology annotation, biological process: glutaminyl-tRNAGln biosynthesis via transamidation; mitochondrial translation. Gene Ontology annotation, molecular function: glutaminyl-tRNA synthase (glutamine-hydrolyzing) activity. The transcript has a single exon.